CCCCAACCCCCCCCCCCCCCACACACACACAAUGGAAGGUCUAAUACUAUUGAGGUCAAGACCGACCCUGCUUAAAGCCACCUUCCCCCUGCUGCGCACCUGUUACUAUCAAAGACCGGUUCCUGCUGCCCUCAUCUCUUCUGCUGCUUACACAUCUGCUGCCCCUACUGCUGUCCCUGCCGUGCCUCUGCCAACCCAUGCCAGGGAGCACGUGGUCACCAGCCCCCUGCCCCCCGUGACCCUGCCCACCGGUGACCUGCCCACUCUUCUCUACCAGCGCCUCGAGAAGUAUAGACACCUGGACGCGAUCGAAUGCGUGGUUACGGGGAGGAAAUACACGUUUGGGGAGGUUCUGGACUUGGGGUUGAGGUGGGGAGGAAUCGUCAAUAGUGUCCUUCCUCCCCCUUCGCCUUCCUCCCCACCUGCCCCCCGAAGUGUGGCUCUGCUCUCCAAAAACAACCCCGAGUUCCCAAUCAUCCUCUUGGGCACACUGGCGGCGGGGGCUUCCGUGGCCACCAUUAAUUGCAACUAUACGGCAGAGGAGGUCGCGCGGCAGCUGGCGGGGUCCGAGGCGGGUAUGCUGGUGACGGACCCCCAGCUUGAGGGCGUGGCAAUAGAGGCGUUGGCGAAGCUUGGGAAGAACCUGCCCGUGUUUGUUAACGGCGCGUCGAGCGGAGGUCACGCCAGCAUCCCAGAGCUGCUGAAUGACCCCAACAGGCCCUACUGCGAUCUGGUGGAGUCGCCGCCCGAGUCCAUGGCCGUCAUGUUAUUCUCCAGCGGGACCACGGGGCCUCCCAAGGGCGUAGUAUUGCCUCACCGAGCCUUUACCUCCAACUUAGCCAUGUUCACGCACCCGGGCAUUCUCGGCUUCCAACUACCUGCAGAGGGAGAGGAACAGGAUACGGUGACCGGCCUAAUGCCCUUCUAUCACAUCUACGGCCUCUAUGUGGUUACUCUGAUCAGUAUGCACCAAGCAGCCAAGGUGAUGUCGUUCCCCGCCUUUGACUCCGCCACCUUCACGAGAGUCAUCCGGGAACAGAGGGUAAGAGUCAUACACCUGGUGCCACCCACGCUUAAUUUCCUGACCAUGAGCAACCAGGUGACCUCGAAUGACCUGGCCAGUGUGCGGGUUGCAAUGUGCGCUGCGGCCCCCGUCCCCCCAACCGUCGCCAAGCUCUUCAAGGAUAAGGCUCCCAACCCCGUCAUUUUCCAGGAAGGUUUCGGCAUGACGGAGGCACUGGGGACCCACAUGACCCCGCUGAACGAGGAGCGGCUGGGCUUCUGCGGCAAGGUGGUGCCCAAUACGGAGGCCAAGGUGGUUAACGAGGACGGCGAGGCGCUACCAGAGGGACAUCGAGGAGAACUGUGCAUCAGGAGCCCGUCGCUGAUGACGGGGUACUACAAGAAUCCCCAGGCUACCGCUGAAACACUGGACGCUGAGGGCUGGCUUCACACUGGCGACGUAGCGGUACACGAGGACGGUUUCUUCAGCAUCGUCGACAGGAUUAAGGAGCUCAUCAAGGUCAAGGGAUUCCAGGUUUCCCCCUCGGAGCUGGAGGACACACUUCUCCAACACAAGGGCGUGACAGAUGUGGCGGUGGUGGGAGUCCCUGAUGACCGCGCCGGGGAGCUUCCAAGAGCUUACAUUGUGAAGUCCUCGGAGUCCUGCAGCGCGGAGGACAUUCACGGCUUCCUACGGGAUAAGCUGGCGGACUUCAAGCAGCUUCAUGGAGGGAUUCGCUUCGUGGACUCCCUCCCCAAGAAUCCUACGGGGAAGAUCCUGCGGAGGGAGCUAAAGGAGAUGGCAGCGGAAGAUAUUGACCCCUAAUUUUGUAUGCGAGUAUCUGGUAAUGGUGUUCAAUUUCCUCCGUUUUCUUUCUUUCUCCUUUUCCUCGUUUUCUUUCCUUUCCUUUUCCUCGUAUUUUUCCUCUAAGCCCUCUUUUUCUUUCUCUUCCUCUUUCUUUUUCUCCUUUCCUCACACACUUUUCUUUCUCUUCCUCUUUCUUUUUUUCCUUUCCUCACACACUUUUCUUUCUCUUCCUCUUUCUUUUUUUCCUUUCCUCGUGUUUUCCCUCUCUUAGCCCUGUCUUUUCUUUCUCUUCCUCUUUCUUUCUCCUUUUCCUCGCGUUUUCCUUAUUAGCCCUUUCUUUUCUUUCUUUUCCUCUUUCUUUUUCCUCUCCUCGUAUUUUUCCUCUAAGCCCUCUUUCUCUUUCUCUUCCUCUUUCCUUUUUUCCUUUCCUCGUGUUUUCCCUCGCUUAGCCCUGUCUUUUCUUUCUCUUCCUCUUUAUUUCUCCUUUUCCUCGUGUUUUCCUUAUUAGCCCUUUUCUUUCUUUUCCUCUUUCUUUUUCCUCUCCUCGUAUUUUUCCUCUAAGCCCUCUUUUUCUUUCUCUUCCUCUUUCCUUUUUUCCUUUCCUCGUGUUUUCCCUCGCUUAGCCCCGUCUUUUCUUUCUCUUCCUCUUUCUUUCUCCUUUUCCUCGUGUUUUCCCUAUUAGCCCUUUCUUUUCUUUCUUUUUCCUCUCCUCGUAUUUUUCCUCUAAGCCCUCUUUUUCUUUCUCUUCCUCUUUCUUUUUUCCUUUCCUCGUGUUUUCCCUCGCUUAGCCCUGUCUUUUCUCUCUCUUCCUCUUUCUUUCUCCUUUUCCUCGUGUUUUCCCUCUUAGCCCUUUUUCAAACAUAAACAGAAGGCCAUCCGGUGUGUCCGUGAGGCCGCGCCGCACAAAAUACACCCACCCACACUUCCUUAAUGCCUCCAGCCCCGCCCACUUUCCGGCCGCCAGACAGGCCACAUCUUAUAGUGUGUGUCCGCCUUUAGCCCUGUGUUUUUAUUCUCCUCUUUCUUUUUUUUUUUUUUCUUCUUUUUCCUCCUCUUUCUUGAUUCCUUUCCCCGGGCGUGAGGCGGAGGAGUGAUUUGAACCGCUGCUGUGAAUCUAUUAGCAAUGCCUUCAGGGAACGAAUGAUAAGACAGGACAUUGUGCCUUUGUAAUAAUAAUAAUAAUAAUAAUAAUGAUAAUAAUAACGAUAGCUGAUAAUAGCCACUUGUGCUGGACUCGUACUUAAGCAAUUGCCGGCAAUCACCACGCGUUAAGUACCUACUUGACGCGUGGUGAGGAGAGGUAGAGGUGAGAGGUAGAUUUGUGGAAGCUGAGGUGAGGAGGGAUAAGGUGGGGAGAGGUAGAGGUGAGGAGGUAGAUUUGUGGAAGCUGAGGUGAGGAGGGAUAGAGGUGAGGAAGGAUAAGAUGAGGAGGGAUAGAGGUGAGGAAGGAUUAGGUGAGGAGGGAUAGAGGUGAGGAAGGAUAAGAUGAGGAGGGAUGGAGGUGAGGAAGGAUAAGGUGAGGAGGGAUAGAGGUGAGGAAGGAUAAGAUGAGGAGGGAUAGAGGUGAGGAAGGAUAAGGUGAGGAGGGAUAGAGGUGUGGAAGGAUAAGAUGAGGAGGGAUAGAGGUGAGGAAGGAUAAGGUGAGGAGGGAUAGAGGUGAGGAAGGAUAAGAUGAGGAGGGAUAGAGGUGAGGAAGGAUAAGGUGAGGAGGGAUAGAGGUGUGGAAGGAUAAGAUGAGGAGGGAUAGAGGUGAGGAAGGAUAAGGUGAGGAGGGAUAGAGGUGAGGAAGGAUAAGAUGAGGAGGGAUAGAGGUGAGGAAGGAUAAGAUGAGGAGGGAUAGAGGUGAGGAAGGAUAAGAUGAGGAGGGAUAGAGGUGAGGAAGGAUAAGGUGAGGAGGGAUAGAGGUGAGGAAGGAUAAGAUGAGGAGGGAUAGAGGUGAGGAAGGAUAAGAUGAGGAGGGAUAGAGGUGAGGAAGGAUAAGAUGAGGAGGGAUAGAGGUGAGGAAGGAUAAGGUGAGGAGGGAUAGAGGUGAGGAAGGAUAAGAUGAGGAGGGAUAGAGGUGAGGAAGGAUAAGGUGAGGAGGGAUAGAGGUGUGGAAGGAUAAGGUGAGGAGGGAUAGAGGUGUGGAAGGAUAAGGUGAGGAGGGAUAGAGGUGAGGAAGGAUAAGAUGAGGAGGGAUAGAGGCGAGGAAGGAUAAGGUGAGGAGGGAUAGAGGUGUGGAAGGAUAAGGUGAGGAGGGAUAGAGGUGAGGAAGGAUAAGGUGAGGAGGGAUAGAGGUGUGGAAGGAUAAGGUGAGGAGGGAUAGAGGUGUGGAAGGAUAAGGUGAGGAGGGAUAGAGGUGAGGAAGGAUAAGGUGAGGAGGGAUAGAGGUGAGGAGGGAUAGUGCUGCGUUUUACCAGACUGUCGUACUUCGCCUAUUAAGUUUUCCGAUUUCCGACCCCGAACUGUCACCUCCACUCCAAUAGCUACGCUUAUUUAUAGUUACCGUUGAAAGGUUUAAUUAUUAGUGUCUUUUUGAUAUAGUUAAGUGUUUAAAACAGUAAAUACGGUGCUGGAUACGAUAUUAUGGCAACGCUGCCCUCCAUAGCAAAAGAUUAAGUAUUAGUUAGAGAACAUUGCAGGAAAUACAUCGCUUCACAUUCAUAUAUCUCUAUACAAGGAAUGUGGGUAGACUACGAUACCACUGUAAAUAAUAAUCGUCAUGUAUUAUUACUUAAGGAAACAGAUACAAUAAAUGAUAUUUUUAGUUAUUUAAC
Eriocheir sinensis (Chinese mitten crab) is the source of this 4566-nucleotide messenger RNA. RefSeq lists its product as uncharacterized. Gene Ontology annotation, molecular function: long-chain fatty acid-CoA ligase activity. The transcript is spliced from 12 exons. NCBI's taxonomy places the organism in Eukaryota, Metazoa, Arthropoda, Malacostraca, Decapoda, Varunidae. Gene Ontology annotation, biological process: long-chain fatty acid metabolic process; fatty-acyl-CoA biosynthetic process. The record is from RefSeq and is a predicted model, not a curated record. Bases 32 to 1828 code for a protein of 598 amino acids.